Messenger RNA from Dujonia railenensis, 447 nucleotides. The record is from the annotation of a GenBank genome assembly. Lineage: Eukaryota; Fungi; Ascomycota; Pichiomycetes; Serinales; Debaryomycetaceae.
AUGAGACGUGACGCGCGCGAUUUAACGUACAGCUUUAGAAGGCAGGGAAUUGAAAUUGGCGAGGUGAUGGAUGAUUUUUAUGGUUUAUCGUUUAUUGUUUAUGGUUGUGUCACCCCCGGAGCAGCAGUGCCAGAAAGCUUAUUUUUAGUUGAAUCUUAUCACAAUUGUGUCAAUGAUAGUUGGAAUGUGAUAAGGUUCGGUGCAAGCUCGUUUAUCGGGAUUGGGAGUAUGGGUGAGGAUCUAUCGCUGCACUCCAGUACUGUAGCGUUGGUUGUGCAUUAUGUGGUUUACUUGGCCCGCGAACAUUUGUACACUGUGUCCUCACACUGCACCAUUUCUUUCUUUUUUUUUAUUUUCUGUCGAAAAUCUUGGUGUGGCCCAAAAAAUAUUUCGGUUCUUUGCUCCAGGCUAUUCUUCCACUGUUCGCAAACGGUCGCAUCUUGCUAG